Funneliformis caledonium is the source of this 230-nucleotide messenger RNA. The record is from the annotation of a GenBank genome assembly. Lineage: Eukaryota; Fungi; Glomeromycota; Glomeromycetes; Glomerales; Glomeraceae.
UUACCCUCAGUUCUACUAUAAAACAAAUGGAAACAAUAGAACAAAUGCUUAACAUUAAAGUCAGCUAUUUGGAUGAGGAAACUAUGAAAAACUACGACAUAGAACAGUACAGAAACAGCCCAGUUAUUGAUGCCUCCACCUCAAUAGAUAAGACAUUAACAUCAUAUGCUCUUAACACUGCUUAUAAUACAGAAGUAGACAAGGCUCUUAAAAACCUUUCUCAAUUUUAA